AUGUCGGCCUCGGCUUCACCUCAAAAAAAACGAAGGCUUUCAACUUCGCCGGUUGAUGAUCGCCGAGUUAACGUCAAUGAAUCCCCUAAAAAGGCUAAACAAGACAACUUUACUGGCCCAGGAGGUCCUUCGAAUACG
Messenger RNA from Dentiscutata erythropus, 138 nucleotides. The record is from the annotation of a GenBank genome assembly. NCBI's taxonomy places the organism in Eukaryota, Fungi, Glomeromycota, Glomeromycetes, Diversisporales, Gigasporaceae.